This is a messenger RNA of Micropterus salmoides (largemouth bass), 2538 nucleotides long. Its product is annotated as platelet endothelial cell adhesion molecule. The coding region runs from base 114 to 2021 and encodes 635 amino acids. Gene Ontology annotation, biological process: cell surface receptor signaling pathway. The record is from RefSeq and is a predicted model, not a curated record. The transcript is spliced from 11 exons. Gene Ontology annotation, molecular function: transmembrane signaling receptor activity. Lineage: Eukaryota; Metazoa; Chordata; Actinopteri; Centrarchiformes; Centrarchidae.
CCGCCCACCAGAAUCAGAUCUGCCCCACACACGCAGUCAGCCAGCCUAGUCACUAGUCUGUUACCCUCCAGGACAGCCAGCAACGUUGGGAGCCUCAGUGUCCCUAAGGCAGGAUGGGCCUCCUACUACUGCUGACCUUCACGCUCUUGUCCAGCUACUUCCAUCCAGGCAGAGUGGUGAACGCACAGCCAACAUUCAUAAUAAAAGACAUCACCCUGUCCAUCGAGCCCAGUAUUAAUGUGACUCGGAACACAAAUGUGACUCUGAGGUGCAAGGCCAUUGUCAGCAGCUUGGGGCAGGAGGUGCUGAGCCGUGAGUACACUAUUUCCAAGGACGGCGUGACAGUCUACACCAAGACCACCAGCACCUCUGAGGAUCUUCUGUACAGUCUGCGCGAGGCCAGAGUCUUCAACACUGGCAAAUAUGCAUGCAAGAUAAAAAUCGAAGAUAAAGAGAGGACCAGCAAAGCCAAGAAACUCACAGUAACAGGCCUGUCAAAACCAGUUCUCUCACUUAACAAGCACGUGGUCAAUGAAGGGGAGGAGCUAAAGGCCAGGUGCACAGCGCCCGGUGAGACGGGCUCCAUUUUCUUCUUCUUCUACGACAACUCCGAAGAGAUCCAAAGGGAGCAGAACAAUUCAAACCAGGCAGAGGUCAUGAUUCGCAUCAGCGGGGGCGACCACAAAAUUCAGUGUGCCUAUAAUGUCCUUAUAACGCCAGACUCCAUCAAGUCUGAGAUGAGCAACACCAUCAAUGUUAGAGUCAAGGAGCUUUCAAUCUCACCAGUUUUGGAGAUUUUCCCUCAGUACACUGUCUAUGAAGGAGACCAACUCAACAUCUUGUGCAACAUCAGCAACCUCAGUCACAACUCUGACAGUGCCCGACUCUACCUGGUCCAGGGGACCAAGCUUCUCAGCAGUGGAGGCACCACUAUCAACCACAGCAUGGUCGCACUGGCAAAGGACCCUGGGAAGUUUGAGUGCCAAUUAGUGAUUGGAAGUGUAGAGAAAGUCACCACAAAGCAAGUUUUAGUGACUGAGCUGUUUUCAAUGCCCACUCUCACCAUGUCUCCUGCUGAAGUCUUUCAAAAGGAAAAUAUGACCCUAACCUGCAAAAGUGAGAGCUAUGCCUCUGAAAGACUCAGAAUGGAGGAGCUGACUUACACUCUUGAUCCACCCAACAGCCUACUGAGCCCCAGGGAUAUUGGAGUAUUUUCUGGCAAGGCCCUGCAGUAUGAUUUCAACUAUACCUGUGUAGCUCAAGCAAAGGGCAUCACGAAACACAGUGAAACCCUUACUGUACGUCCCAGAGUUUCUGUCUCCACUCCAAAGAUCUCUGUGGUUGGCAGGGCAAUUCUAGGACAGCCCUUCACAAUCCUCUGUCAGUCGGACACAGGCAGCCUGCCGAUAAAUUACACUCUGUGGAAGGAUAACGAACACCUGAGCACAACCAGCGUCAAGCAGUCCUUUGAAAAAGCUAUCUUCACAGUCACCAUCACCAAGCCUGAGGAAAUAAGCAAGUUCAUGUGCAAGGCCCAGAAUAGAAACAAGGACAGUCCAAUCAGUGAAAGAUUGACUACUAAAGUCAUAGUGCCUCUGACGAACACGACUCUGACCGUCCUCCCAUCCCCAGGAGAAAUCUCGGAGGGAGAUCGUCUCUACCUCAUAUGUGGUGUUUCAGGCACACCACCGGUCACCUUUAAGUGGUACCGUGAGGGCCGUGAACAGCCACUGCAUACCACCACCUCCAAUGACAACAACACAGACUACCAAGUCUCUCCGUUGUCCAAGGGGCACAGCGGCAGGUACUACUGCGAGGCUGUCAACUACGCCAACAACGCAAUUCAGAGUGAGCGGGUCACUGUAGAAGUGGGCCUGGCGAUGUGGAAGAAAGCGAUGAUCGGGGGGUUCUCUCUGCUCGUGUUGUCAGUGGUGGCGGUGGUGUGUGUGUUGUACUUCAAAUCCAAGAGAGGUAAAAGAGAACCAGCUGCUGAAUUGUCAGUACGCAGCGCCAGUCUAUGAUGGCAUGGAGGGGAGAGUGACCAAUGGGGUGCGAGAUAGCUCGGCAUCGCUUCCCGCUGACAUCAGCAACAGGAGCAGCUACAGUAUCGCAGCCACAGUGUAGAGAUGCUCCACAAUGUACAGGACUUGAAUCCAAUUUUUUAUAAACUUUCAAAGAAAAGACUUUAAGAGCAGUAUUCAUAUUCAUGAUGCCAAGUAUCACUGACGAGUUGUCUCAGUGAAAAGGAGGGGCUUGUUUUGAAAAAAAUAUUAAACCAGGACCCGCUACUCCCUCUCCCCUCCUCCUGCAAUCUAGAUGGCCUUUGAUUUCAUACUGUUGCCAUGUCCGUGUGAUUUUAUGUCCUUUAUUGUUCACCUGCUGUUUUUGUCCAAUGUGCAUGUUUAAAUAGGUUUGGUGACAGAUUGAUUUGUAUAUACAUUUUUAUCACCAUCACAGGAAAUGUGUGUAUAUAUUUUUGGUUGAUCCCUUGACUCAUUGGAAGAGACACUUGUAGAAUAAAGAAAUUGGUUUUAUUUA